AUGAACGACUAUUUCUCAUCUAUAGGAUCCACGCUUGCGAACAAAAUUAAAGAUCUAAUCAAACCCAAACCGACUAAGACCACCGCUACAUCACCCCAUUCCUUUAAUUUCAAAGAAGUUGAUGAAGUGUCUGUGUUGCAGGAACUGAGUAAAUUAAGAACUACCAAAGCCACUGGUCUGGACGGAAUUAGUGCUAAACUACUUAGAGAUUCCGCCUAUAUAAUCGCACCAUAUUUGACCAAAAUUUUCAACCUCUCCUUACGCUGUGGCUCAUUUCCCGACAUCUGGAAGAAAGGUAGAGUUACUCCAAUUUUCAAAUCUGGAGACCCAACUUCAUCCAACAACUACCGACCAAUCACCAUCCUACAAACCUUGAGUAAGUUACUAGAACGAAUCGUCCACCAUCAAGUUUACAAUUACCUGCAAGAACACAAGUUACUAGCUUCCCAACAAUUCGGUUUUCGCUCCAAACUGUCAACCACCAUUGCUCUGGCACAUUUUACUGAGCAGAUACUGGAUAAUCUCGAUCACAGAAAAAUCACUGGUGCCGUCUCUAUCGACCUAAGGAAAGCUUUUGAUACCGUAGACCAUACCAUCUUAUUGGAGAAAUUGAAAACAAUCGGUUUUACCUCGUCUGUUCUCGACUGGUUCAGCUCGUAUCUAUCAAACCGUACCCAAGUAACCGUGAUCAACAGUUCAAUGUCGCAACCCAAGCCAGUAACUGUCGGAGUCCCUCAGGGAAGUAUUCUUGGACCACUUCUCUUCCUUAUUUAUAUUAAUGAUCUACCUGAAUGCUUGACCCACUGCAAGUCGAUACUUUAUGCCGAUGAUACACUCCUUUAUUACUCUGCAGAAAGCAUUUCCGAUCUACAGUCAAAACUCAACUCCGACCUACGAUCCCUUUCUGGUUAUCUUAACAACAACCUCCUUACACUCAAUCAUGACAAGACAAAGUUCAUCAUUUUCGCCGGUAGACAACGCCUAAGAUCCAUCUCCAACAUCAACAUCUCUAUUUGCAAUCGGACGAUAAAACAAGAUCAAUCGUUGAAAUAUCUGGGCAUCACAAUUACCGAGAACCUUACCUGGCAUGAACAUAUUGAGAAAUUAAUGGGGAAAAUCAACCAAAGAUUGGGAUUGCUGCGCCGUGUGAAAUCUUUCUUACCGCUGGAUGCAAGACAGAUUUUCUAUACUUCGACAAUACUACCGCUAUUUGACUAUGCCGAUGUAAUUUGGGCGAUAAAAACAAUUCAGAACUCAUGAACUCCUUGCAAAGUUUGGAAAAUAAAGCAGCUAAAUUAAUACUAGAUCUCCCUCCUCUUUCGUCGGCAACCGAAGCUCUCGCUACAUUACACUGGUCAACUCUCUCAUCUCGCAGAUAUAAACAUCGUUGUAUCUUUAUCUACAAAUGCACUAACGGACUGAUAGAUUUCGACUUCAAUCUCACAACUAACAGCAGAAUCCAUUCCCACAGUACAAGAUCGUGUAAAAACCUCCAUCUCCCAAAAGUCAACACCAACUGGGGCAAACAUAAACCAACCUACCUCGCUUCGAAAGACUUUAACAACUUGGACGUUUCCGUCAGAAACAUUGAUUCUUUGAGUCAAUUUAAGUCUUUACUAAGGUCACAUACCAUACCAUAUAACUAUUCUUAGCUGUACUUACUAGAUAUAGUUAAUUAUUCGUUUCUUUAUGUCGUGACGUUGUAUAUUAAUUGUAUAUAUUUAUAUAAGUAAAUUUUGUUAAUGAUUGUAUCAUGCAGGACCCCACUGAAAAACACAUUAGUGAUGUGGGUAUCCUGAAUAAAUAUAAUUAUAAAUAAAUAAAUGACGAAUCUUUGAGAAGAAUAUCGGUUAGAUUUGUGCAAACUAAGCACGCCAAUUUUUAUCUAAGCUCGCGGGAAAUUCGAUUCAUGAUUUGUUCGGACGAUUUUUCAACGGAUUGUUUUGAGCGUUUAUUUCAUUUGGAUGGUUUGCAACGACGACUCAAUCCAGUUUCUGUACCUACUCUUUGCAGGAAAGCGCCUGCGCAACUAACAACAAGAGACAGGCGUAAGGUUUACUCAAAUAUUAAUAUAUUUUAGCUACAUACAUAUUUACAUAAUCUGAUAAGUCCAGAUCCAAUUAUAAAUUCAUGCGACAAGUGUUAUUCUCAUAAUAUUGAAAAUAGGUUUUAAAUUGUAGACGAGUUGGGCGAAACUGCAAACAAGACUGAUACGUACAUGCUCUUCCGAUCUAUCAUCAGAUAGCGAAGGUUCAUUGUCAGGUUCGCUUGAAUUCGCUGUUAUAUAAACAGAUGAGAUGCUGGAGAAUCUGUUUCAGACAAAUACUCCGAAACGCUGCCUAGAUCGCGACGAACCUGACACAUUCGAUGCAGAUCGGAAGAGUACUACGUUUGCUUACUACGUUUGCUUACUAAUUCUACUUGAGCCCUUGCGGUGUGUUGAGAAUAUGACAUCAGAAGCCUACCGUGACAACAUAAAAUCAAGAUGGCGAAUUUUAAUGGCGGACAGCGAUUUUGGACAUUUCAAAUGCUCGUAA
Molecule: messenger RNA, 2537 nt
Organism: Paramuricea clavata
Lineage: Eukaryota; Metazoa; Cnidaria; Anthozoa; Malacalcyonacea; Plexauridae
Source: the annotation of a GenBank genome assembly